CCCCCGUUCUUCAGCACUCUUCCCCUCCCAUCAAUCCCCCCAAGCCGCACCACUUUUCACCCUCAUCCCGCUAUCCUUUAGAUCGCUUCCAGCGGCUUUUUCUUGCCAGAACAUCGCAACAGCGCAUCUGCCUUUUUGAGCCCUACAGAGCAGCAAAGCAAGAAGCUACAAGAGGCGCACCGCACAGCAACGCGCCCAAAAUUCCAGCAGCACCGCGCCACUAGCAACCACCAAAAUCGUCAUCAUCCACCAUGCCUCGCCCGCCUAAGAAGUCCGCCGAGGAAAAGGCCAAGGCCCUGCCCGUUGCCGUCGUGCCUCCUCCCACCAUGGUUCCCGCGCCCGUCGUCGGCGGCCUGCACCCAGCAGUAGUUCCCGCGCCUGUUGUGUCUGGCGUGCCCCAGCGCGUAGUCGACAACGACAGCUUCCUCCGCGUGCGCGAUUCGGCUGUUGGCAGACUCACCACCAUCCUGGAGCUGCUGAGGUCCUUCACCAAUGACUACAUUCGCCAGACCAACCUUCUGCUCGGCGAGGGCACUGCUGAGGGCCCCCAGGGCGACCUCCUCAACACCUUUGAGAAUGCCGCCGCCCAGCUCAUGAUGCCUGGCAUCCCAGACAUGACCCCCCUCGUUGAGGAGAAGAAGGAGCGCAAGAAGCGCACUCACGACCCCAACGCCCCCAAGCGCCCCCUGACCCCCUACUUCCUCUACAUGCAGCACGCCCGCUCCAUCAUUGCCAACGACCUUGGCGCCGAUGCCCCCAAGGGCGCUGUCCAGGAAGAGGGCCAGCGACGAUGGGCUCACAUGACUCCUCAGGAGAAGCAGGGCUGGAAUAACGCCUACCAGUACAACCUGCGCCUCUACAAUGCCCGUGUUCACUCCUACAAGAACGGCAACCCCCUGGCCAAGAACAUGAGCGAUGAGGAGGCGCUUAAGUACGCCGAAGACUUCCACAUUCCCAUGCCAGAGCUCAAGGAGGCCGCUGCUCAGUCUGAUGCCCCCGUCAAUGACCAGGAUGCUAUUGCCGAGCAGCUGCAGCAGGUCGCCGCCGCCCCCUCUGAGAACGAGGAGGAGGCCCCAGCCAAGACCCCCAAGAAGCCCGCUUCCACCCGCAAGCGCAAGACUGCCACCCCUGCCGCUGAGGUAGAGACGCCCAAGGUCGCUGCGCCCGCCAGCCCGGAUAAGAAGCGGAGGAGGACAUCGACCAAGGCCGCCGAGCCAGAGAAGGAGGAGCCCAAGAAGUCGGGACGCAAGAAGACUAAGAGCACUUGAGUAACCAACGUUUUUCAGCUGUAGUAGCCUAAGCUGCUGCUCUUCCUGCCGUCCAUUGUUUCUCCAGCUGUCUCGACACGAGCGACGAGAGAAAGGGCUUCUGGAAGAGCAAUCCCUUCAUUCGCGCUCAUCUUAUUCUACAUCAUCUUGUGUUACCUACAAACCGCAACUACAGAAUUGCGGAGAAGAUUGUCGCCUCUAUUUUUAGCAAGUUGGCUCUCGGUUUUCCUUUCUGGUUCUUACUCGAAUCAUGAUACCUUGCAUGAGAAUGCUGCGGGCUCUCUAGUCUUUGGCUUUCGUUCUCUUCCCAUCUACUAGACUUGCCUAGAUGGCUUGUCCUUCACGUUUGUGUGCUCUGAUAUGAUAAAGGAAUCAGUUUCUUUUUACCUCCUUCUAUUGUAUCUCGCUUUCUUUUGACUGCUCUUUGAGCUGCAGUCUGGCGGUCAGUAUAAAAAUGGUUAUAAGGGCGUAUAGUUAUUCUUUUUACUUUUCUGUUUUUUUUUUCUUUUGGUUGGUUAGUUAUCUGGGACAAAGGGCGGAAGGGCGGUUUUACGUCGUGUAUUUAAGUCUCCAAGCUCGUGUUGAACGGCCGAACUUUGUAUGCGAUAAUGAAAGCAAUGAUUAAGCAAAUGGCAGUUUCUUUACCA
This is a messenger RNA of Trichoderma atroviride IMI 206040, 1915 nucleotides long. RefSeq lists its product as uncharacterized. The record is from RefSeq and is a predicted model, not a curated record. NCBI's taxonomy places the organism in Eukaryota, Fungi, Ascomycota, Sordariomycetes, Hypocreales, Hypocreaceae.